AUGGCACGUCAUUCUGGCUUCGUGACUCAGAGCCCGGUCACUGAGCUGAACUUGACAGUCUCUGCCGUCGGGAUCGCCUUCGAGAAAGACCUCAAGGAUGAGGAAUCCAAGCCCCCAAGUCGCCCCAACAGCCGGCCGGCAACCCCUCCGGCCUACUACUACUUCCCCGCCAACCACAGGCACACCAUCCCGGCACCGGCGCGUGCCAAACUUGUCCGUAAAGCCAGCUACACCCGCCGCCGCGAAGACAUCCCGCCCGUCCCUGCCAUUCCUUACCCACACCCGGACUGCCUCGGUAUCAUGCUGCCCAUCCCCGAGCCGCUGCCGCCGCUGCCGGAACUCGCGACGACGCCGGUCCGGAUGCCAGCCAUCAAGGUCACGCCAGCCACGGCGCCGGCCUGCCUGUGCCCGGGGAACGGGAAGCACAUGCCGCCAGCGCCGAACAAGGAUAAGCCGUGCCCGCCACCGCCCGGGACGGCUUGGGCCAAGGACUGGGAGCAGCUCGCCGUAGACGCUGGCGUAAGCCGGAAUGAGAGAGAGGGUGUGGAACGGGUACCCUUGAUGGGAGGUCGGAGGCCCGCAAGACAGCAUUGA
Messenger RNA from Colletotrichum graminicola M1.001, 594 nucleotides. RefSeq lists its product as uncharacterized. The record is from RefSeq and is a predicted model, not a curated record. NCBI's taxonomy places the organism in Eukaryota, Fungi, Ascomycota, Sordariomycetes, Glomerellales, Glomerellaceae. The transcript is spliced from 2 exons. The coding region runs from base 1 to 594 and encodes 197 amino acids.